GCGGGUUUGGGGUUUGGGAUUUUUUGGGAUUUGGGGUUUGGAAUUUGGGAUCGGGCCCGUCUGGUCCUUGCACUCCCCGAGCCGGAGGGGCCCGGGCUGCAGGGAAGCGCUCCGAGCUGCUUUCGCACACCUCGGGGACGGGCAAACUUCCACCUCAGGCCCUGCAGCGUGCAGGUGCUGCAGCUUCCCCCGGCCCUGAAGCCCUUCCCAGCCCUGACACUCUGUCCCAGGAGCACCCCCAGAGCUGCAUGAAGGAUCUGAAGUGGGUGAACCCAGAUCUGAUCUCUCUGCAGCUCACCAGAAUCCCCCCAGAUCUGCGGGUGCUGCGCCAUGUUCGGCUCCUCCCGGGGCGGGGUCCGGGGGGGCCAGGACCAGUUCAGCUGGGAGGAUGUCAAGACGGACAAACAGCGUGAGAAUUACCUGGGGAACUCGCUGAUGGCGCCGGUGGGACGGUGGCAGAAGGGCAAGGACCUGACCUGGUAUGCCAAGGGCAAGAAGGACACGGCCCCACAGUUAUCCCGGGAGGAAGAGCUGGCUGCUGUCCGCCUGGCUGAGCAGGAGGCCAUGAUGGCAGCACUGGGCUACAAGAACUUGAAGAGGCAGCCCACGGGCCUCAGCAAAGAGGACCUGGCUGAGGUGUGCAAGAGGGAGGGCGCCGAGCGGGACGACAAGGACGUGGAUCGGGUGGUGGGUUUGGGCAGCUCCAGUGGCAGCGCUGGCCGGGUGAUGCUCUCCAAGGAGGACAGAGAGGCAGCCAAGAUGGGGCUCUCAGUCUUCACGCACCAGAGAGUCUCCAGCAGCCCAGAGACAUCUGGCUCCAAGAAGAAGCAGGAAAAGGAGGAGAAGGUGGAGGAGAAACGACCUGAGAGCAGCAAAAAAUCCAAAAAGGAGAAAAAGAAGGAGAAAAAGAACAAGAAAAAGAAGAAACAUAAGAAGGAAAAGAAGAAGGACAAGGACAAGCAUUCCAAGAAGGAUACUACCCCCUCAUCCUCCGAUUCUUCCCAUGCUCGGGAUCAGAGGCACCAGCGCAGGAAAGCACAGCAGCACUCGGAGGCGUCGCGGCACGGGGGCCGGCGGCGGCGGGACACGGAAUCCUCAGCGAGCAGCGGCAGCAGCGGCCGCAGCCCCGCCCGGCGGCGCAGCCGGAGCAGGGACGGCCGCGCCCGCCACCCGUCCCCGCGGAGAAAGGGCAGGAAGAGGAGCAGGUCCCGCUCUCCCACGGCCCGCGGGGUCCGGCAGCGCCACGACACCGACUCGGAGGACUGAGAGGGAUCUGGGGGUUGUUUCAGGGAGAUUUUGCAGAGAUUUCUAUUUUUUAAGGUGAUGAAAUUAAAAAGGCCGCAGCCCCGCGGGUGCCGGGGCAGAGUGUGGCAAAGGGCAUUGAGGUGGUGCCAGCUGUGAGGGGCAGCAGGGGCUGGGCACCCUUCUCCUCACUCCCUAAAAUCCAUCCAGGCAGGAUUGAGCAUGGAGGAUGCUGUGGGUGGCAGCAGGGGCUGGGCACCCUUCUCCUCACUCCCUAAAAUCCAUCCAGGCAGGAUUUAACACAGAGGAUGCUGGUGCUGGGGUGGUUCUGGCUGUGGUGCUGAAAAUGCUGUGGAUACCUCGUUUAUGUACAGAGACUUUGGAAGAGAUUAUUAUAAUUAUUAUUAUUAUUCUUGUUAUUAUUAUGGGGUUUUGUCUUCUUUCUCUGCUAGCCAGUGCAGUGCCUGAUGAGUUUCUUGUGGGAUUUAAACCUCAGCCCAGGAUUGUUUCUGUUCCUGGCACACUGAAAGAGGGGGAUUUUACCCCAAUAAAUAGAAAUAUUGACCCCAAUGGAAGGGGGGUGUCCCAGCACUCCGCAGCAGCGCCGGGGCCGUGCCAAGCACGGGGUAAUUUGUGUAAUUAACGAUGCAGCUGAAGACAGGGAGGGUUUGUGUGUCUGGGUGGACAAAAGCCCAGUGGGACCGUGCUCAGGAGCUCACAAAGCCCUUCUGUCCCAACGUGCUCGGCCCAAGCAGCAGGAGAUGCUCACAGCCUUUGGUGAUCCCCACCCCAGCAGGAUUUUUGGCACAAGGACUCAGAGCAGCUGCAGCUCCAGAUCCAUCCCAGGGAUCCCCAGCACUCCCUGGCCAAGGGCUCUGCCCCUCCAUGGGAUUUUGGGAUCCAAAAUGAACACCCCAGAGCAGGACUGUGCCUAAUGGGAAUUGGUGAAGAGGGAGAUAAGGGGGAGCACCACAACUCCCUCCAUGGCUCCCACUGCCCAUCUUCAGCUCCCCAGCUUUGGGAUGGAUGCUGUGGCAGGGCUGGGCAAAUGGAGAGGGUGUUCCAGGGCUGCUCACCCCAAAACCUCCCUGUCCAGCUGCUGAAAAACUCCUGGGGGCCUGGGCAGGAUUCUCUGCCCUGGGCUGGAGCCACCAGAGCACAGCCCUGAUCCCAUCACCCCAUUCCCUGUUUUCCACAGCAAAUCCUGGAUGCAGAGGAGCAGCUUCCCAACCAGCUCACCCCUCAAAUUCAAUUCCCUCCAGAACAGAAUAAAGAGCUCUCCUGACCCAUUAGGGAUGCAAAUAUCCAGAUUCAGAGCUUGAAAUUCCAAGGUGGAUUUCUGAUUUGAUCCCAGUUUGCCCAGUGCCCCUGUUACCCACCCAGACUCCCAGGUUUCCCCACAGGAAUUUGCUCUCCAAGCUGCAGGACAGACCUUUCCUCCUGCAGCUUUUCCAGCCCGUGCAAUGGGGACUCUGCAGCAGCUCCAGGCAGGAAAACAGGCGGGAGCUGGCGGGCAGCCCGAGCUGCAGCUGGCAGGGAAAGCAGAGAGCACCCAGAGGAGGAGCUCUGUCCUGGAGCCACAGGGGACUGCAGAAAGGAAAAAUGCAAAACAAAGCACUCAGGAAGGCAGAAUUCCUAUUUUAUCCC
Messenger RNA from Catharus ustulatus (Swainson's thrush), 2889 nucleotides. RefSeq names its product chromosome 1 C1orf35 homolog (gene C1H1orf35). The record is from RefSeq and is a predicted model, not a curated record. The coding region runs from base 331 to 1266 and encodes 311 amino acids. The transcript is spliced from 9 exons. NCBI's taxonomy places the organism in Eukaryota, Metazoa, Chordata, Aves, Passeriformes, Turdidae.